AUGCCCAAACAAACUCGCACCCCGGGACAACCCCUCCAAGAACGUCCGCACCUCGACUCCCACGUCCAACAAACCCUCAACCGCGCCCUCUUCCGCGAACCCACGCUCGCUCGUCGCCAAAAACAAGCACAGCUGCAGCGCAGAGGAACCCUCGCCCAGAGAGCCGUUCAAAGACCCCAUGUAAGUAUCUUCACCGAAUCCGAUUCUGACAUCUUUCCUUUAGUGCAUACUCCUUCCUUUACCGUUUCGCCCGAAGAUGCAUUUGCUGUUCGUGGGAGCGGGGUUGGUUCGCCCGUUUCGCCUUUGACUCCUGAGGCUCUGUCUCAGGAACAAACUCAAGAGCAAGCUCAAGAGCAAGCUCAAGAGCAAGCAAACUACACCCUCAAAAUCGAACCCGCGACUCCAGCCUCGGAACUCGAGCCCCGUGGUGCAGCGAUGUAUACGCAUUGGUAUUUUGAUCAUCAGGCGGCGAAUCACUAUGAUGAGAAACAUGUGAGUAUGAGUGAUAGGUCUGCGUUUACGAUGAUGAGUGGAGGGUUGGAGAGGAGGAGGAGGGGAGUGAGGGUGAGUGUUAAGAGGGUGAGGACGUGGAUUCAGGAGAAAGCGGAGAAGAAGGAGAGGGAAAGGGGAGAGAGGAGACGGGAGAAGAAAGGGGAGUUGGUGGUUAAAGAGAGGGUUUUGGGGUGUGAGGAGAAGGAGGGAUGUGAGGGGAAGGGGAUGAGAGGAAAGUUGGGCGCGGUCAUGAAGAGGGGGACGGAUAGGUUGAGGAAAUUGGUGCCUGGGAAAAAGAAGGAGAAGAAAGAGGAGUGGAGGGUUUUGGAUAGGAUUACGGGGUUUCAGACUAUUGAGUAA
Botrytis deweyae is the source of this 852-nucleotide messenger RNA. RefSeq lists its product as uncharacterized. The coding region runs from base 1 to 852 and encodes 283 amino acids. The record is from RefSeq and is a predicted model, not a curated record. NCBI's taxonomy places the organism in Eukaryota, Fungi, Ascomycota, Leotiomycetes, Helotiales, Sclerotiniaceae. The transcript has a single exon.